AUGUCUCCACAUGCAUUGGUAGAAGAACCUAGUGUUCCAUCCUCAUCCUCAGUCAGUGUUAAUGAACUUGAUGCUGGUAAUAUUGCCAUCAUUAAAGCUAAUCCAUUUGGUACAGCAGUUGACCCAAACUUAAUCAAAGGAUCCGUCUACACUUCCGCCUCCACCAUCAUUAAUCAAACUGUUUAUUCUAUCGCUUCUAAAAUUUUUAGUUAUGAAACUAUUGGGGAUGAUAAUUUAUUAGAUUCUCAUAUUCAAUUAUGGACCCAAACUUAUCAAAGAACAAAUUCUUUUGGGAUUGUUCCAUUUUUCCAUAAAUUCCAAGUUAGAUCCGGUGCUUCCAAUGCUAUUUUAGGGUAUUUUAAGAAGAAUGGGACUAAUGGACAACCAGUGUCUGCAUUUGUUGGUGCUAAUGCUUUGAAUUAUAUGAGAAGUUCAUUAUCUGGUCAAGUGGCUAAUAACUUACCUUUAGCUUUUAAUGUAUCUGCUAUUGAUUUUGAUCAAGAGACUAAUUCAUUGGUUUCCAAUUAUGGAUCACCUUUAAGUGUUGCUCGUGCUUUGAAUUAUUCGGUUUUUACUCCAGUUGAUGCUAAUGACGGAUUGGAAUUACAACAUUUAGCUAUUUUGAAUCAUGUUUUUGCUUCUUUUGUUGGAAAACCUUCUUUAUAUUUAUUCGAUGGUCCUGAAUUUGCUAAAACUUUUACUAAAUUCCAUGAUUUAUUAUCAGUUGAAAAAUUAGGUCAUUUAUAUCAAGAUUUAUUAUUGAAAUUAAGUUCAGUUUCUGUUGGUAAUUUAGAUCAAGCUAUCGAUGCUGUUUUUGUUGCAUUGAAUGAUUUAACUGGAAAGACUUAUUCACAAUUUGAAUAUACUGGUGCUGCUAAUCCUGAAACUGUUUUUGUUGUCUAUGGUUCUCAUGAAACAUCCCAAGUUUCUUCUGUUGUUGGUACCACUACUGGUUUGAUCAAAGUUAGAGUCCCAUUACCUUUCAACCAAGAUAAAUUCUUAGCUUCAAUCCCAUCAUCCACCAAGAAAUUAGUCGUUUUAACUCCAAACACCAGUGAUGUUUCUUUGAAAGCCGACAUCACCGCUUCGGUAUACUUAAGUGGAAGAUAUCAUACCUUAUCAAUCGAUGAAUUCAACUAUCCACUCGAUUUCAACUGGACUCCAAUCACAAUCACCAAGAUCUUAACCCAAUUCGACCCAACCUUAAACAUUGAUCAAUUAUUACCACCUCCAGCUGCUGCCACUUCCAUCAAUGGAUCUGCAUUAACUGCUAACUCCUCUCCUGAAGGUAAGUACUUAUUCUGGGGUAAAGACAAUAGCAUCCUCGUUCCAACCGCUGAUAGAUUAGCAUUAUCAUUAUCAUUAGACAAUACCAAAACAAUCAGUAUCAGAAACAAAUUCGAUAAUGCCACCGCGGGGGGAUUAUUCCAAUCUCAAAUCGUUUCCACCAGCUCCAGUGAAAUCCAAUCGGUUGAUGCUGCUGAUGUUGUGAUUAUUGAUGAUUUAUCAAUUUUGGACAAUUAUGAUAUCGUAGCCACCACAAAACCAGGGGCUCAUAUUUUGUAUAUCAACCCAAAAAAACCAAUCACUAGCAUUGAAGAAGACGUGAUUGGGAAAUUAUCAAUUGAUUUCAAGAAAGCCGUUGCUAGGAAUGAGAAUAAAUUAUCAUUAAUUGAUUUUUCAAUUCUUGAAACUUUAGAUGAAUUGAAUAGUUCCACCAAGGGAUUCUCAGGGGAUUUUUUGGUUCAAUUAGGAUUUUGGCGAGCUGCAUUGCCGGAAUUGGAUGGGUUUAUUGUUAAUAAAUUAUUACAAGCUAAUGGUAAUUCUUUUGAAUUGUUAGGUACGGUUUUGGAUAAUUUUAUUAAGAUUGUGGAUGAGAAUCAAGGGAUUAAGGAAAUUCCAGUCUCUCCUGAAUGGGUUGAUUUAGUUGAAGAAGCACCAAGCAAGGAAGAGCAACAACCAGAAGAAUCAGAUGACAUUGAAGUCGAUGAAGAAGAAGAAGUUGAAUUACCAUUCUUCCCAAUCGAAACCUCCUUCUUCCCUAAUCCAAGAACCGCCUCCACCACCAACUCCACCGAAGAAAUCAGCACCACCUCAAUCAAGAGCCUUGCCACCAAGAUCGCCUUCCCGGAAGCAUUUGGAAUUUCACAAGAAUUAAGACCCGAUUUACCAGUCAAGAAUUUCGUCGUCAAGGUCCAAGAAAGCAAACGAUUAACACCAGCUGAAUAUUCCAGAAAUAUUUUCCAUAUUGAAUUCGACACCACUGGAACUGGAUUAACUUAUGAUAUUGGGGAAGCAUUAGGUAUUCAUGGAAGAAAUAACCUGGAAGCCGUUGAGGCAUUCUUGGACUUCUAUGGCGUAGAUGGUGAUUCUCUUGUUGAAAUCACCAACAAGGACGAUGCCACCCUUUUAGAAAUCAGAUCAGCAAGACAAGCUUUAUCCGAAACCGUUGAUUUCUUAGGCAAGCCCCCCAAAAGAUUUUAUGAAUCCUUAAGUGAAUUCGCCACCGACGAAAAGGAACAACAAGCAUUACGUAAACUCGCCAGUGCUGAAGGUGCUGCUGAAUUGAAACAAAGGCAAGAAGUUGAAUUUGAUACCUAUUUCGACAUCUUGGAAGAAUUCCAAUCGGCCAGACCCAAAUUUGAAGAAUUGAUCAAAAUCAUCGCUCCAUUGAAGAGAAGAGAAUAUUCAAUUGCUUCUUCGCAAAGAAUUCAUGAAAAUGCCGUUCAUUUGUUGAUUGUGGUUGUGGAUUGGAUCGACCCAAGAGGGAGAUUGAGAUAUGGACAUUGUUCUAAAUAUUUAUCCGAUUUGAAAAUUGGUGAUGAAUUGGUCGUGAGUGUCAAACCAUCAGUUAUGAAAUUACCUCCAUUAUCCACCCAACCGAUCGUUAUGUCCGGGUUAGGUACUGGUUUAGCCCCAUUUAAGGCAUUUGUUGAAGAAAAGAUUUGGCAACAACAACAAGGUAUGGCAAUUGGGGAUAUUUAUUUAUAUUUAGGUUCAAGACAUAAGAAGGAAGAAUAUCUUUAUGGAGAACUUUGGGAAGCUUAUAAAGAUGCCGGAAUUUUAACCCAUAUUGGGGCUGCUUUUUCAAGAGAUCAAAAACAAAAGAUUUAUAUUCAAGAUAAGAUUAGAGAAUCAAUUGAAGAAUUGACUGAUGCUAUUGUGACUAAGAAUGGUAGUUUCUAUUUGUGUGGUCCUACUUGGCCUGUACCUGAUAUCACUGCUUGUUUGGAAGAUAUUGUUGCGAAUGGUGCUAAGAAGACAGGUGUAGAGAUUAAGGAUGUUGCUAAGGUUGUUGAAGAUAUGAAGGAAGAUGGUCGUUAUAUCUUAGAAGUUUAUUAG
Hemisphaericaspora subhashii is the source of this 3342-nucleotide messenger RNA. RefSeq names its product sulfite reductase subunit alpha (gene MET10). The record is from RefSeq and is a predicted model, not a curated record. The transcript has a single exon. Gene Ontology annotation, molecular function: flavin adenine dinucleotide binding; FMN binding; sulfite reductase (NADPH) activity. The coding region runs from base 1 to 3342 and encodes 1113 amino acids. NCBI's taxonomy places the organism in Eukaryota, Fungi, Ascomycota, Pichiomycetes, Serinales, Debaryomycetaceae. Gene Ontology annotation, cellular component: cytosol.